AUGGACCGCUGCAACCCCGACUACAAAGAUGCCGUUUGGGCGUUUUACCGGUUCGAGCCUUCGGUAGAGGCCAACGUCGUUUUUGUCGUUCUGUUCUCGGUGUCGACGAUUCUGCACAUCUUCCAGAUCUUUAGAACGCGAACAUGGUAUCUGACAGCGCUGGUGGCGGGUGGAUGUGCUGAGAUUAUCGGGUACAUCGGUCGAAUAUUAAACGCCAAGGAGGAUCCAGGAUGUUGGACCAUGGGUCCGUACAUUAUGCAGAACGUCUUGAUCUUGAUUGCGCCGGCACUCAUGGCGGCGUCCAUCUACAUGAUCUUGGGACGAAUCAUUCUUUUGACAGAGGGUGAACAUCAUGCGUUGAUCCGACGACGUUGGUUGACCAAGAUUUUUGUGUUUGGCGAUGUUGCUUCUCUGCUGCUUCAAUCAUCGGGUGGUGGUUUAAUGGCAGUCAACGAAGAUCUCCAAAAGAUUGGACAAAAUGUCAUCAUCGGCGGUCUCUUUGUUCAACUCCUCUUCUUUGGCUGCUUCAUCGUCACGGGCGGCAUCUUCCACCGACGAAUGCGCCUCGCACCGACACCGAAAUCAAUGGAACCCGCGAUCCGAUGGCAAACAUACCUCAUUACUCUAUACGUCACGGGCAUCCUAAUCUGGAUUCGAAGUUUAUUCCGAGUCAUUGAGUUUAUCGAAGGAAACGACGGACAUUUGAUGCGCAGCGAAGUAUGGGUUUUUGUCUUUGACGGGUUGUUGAUGUUGAUCGUCUUGGUGUGGAUGAAUUGGUUUCAUCCGGGUGAGAUUGGACUUUUGCUUAGGGGUGAUGAGCCGAUUAGGAAUGGGCUCGAGUUGGUCAAGGUUGGGGGGAGGAAGAAGAGGGCUGCUACUAUGGAGAGUUUGGAGUCUGACCAGAAUGUUUGA
This is a messenger RNA of Fusarium keratoplasticum, 912 nucleotides long. RefSeq lists its product as uncharacterized. Gene Ontology annotation, cellular component: membrane. The record is from RefSeq and is a predicted model, not a curated record. The coding region runs from base 1 to 912 and encodes 303 amino acids. The transcript has 3 exons. NCBI's taxonomy places the organism in Eukaryota, Fungi, Ascomycota, Sordariomycetes, Hypocreales, Nectriaceae.